Messenger RNA from Pungitius pungitius (ninespine stickleback), 2031 nucleotides. RefSeq names its product pyruvate dehydrogenase E1 subunit alpha 1b (gene pdha1b). The record is from RefSeq and is a predicted model, not a curated record. Bases 103 to 1446 code for a protein of 447 amino acids. Gene Ontology annotation, biological process: pyruvate decarboxylation to acetyl-CoA. Lineage: Eukaryota; Metazoa; Chordata; Actinopteri; Perciformes; Gasterosteidae. Gene Ontology annotation, cellular component: intracellular membrane-bounded organelle. The transcript is spliced from 13 exons. Gene Ontology annotation, molecular function: pyruvate dehydrogenase (acetyl-transferring) activity.
CCCGGCGCUAUUUAGCACACGGACACUAACAGGCAGCGAUCACUCGGCUGCGUCUCACUUCCGCUCCUCUAAUCCCUCCCGAGCGGGUCGUCGUCGAGUAGCAUGAAAAACAUGUUGACCAUUAUCUCCAACGCGCUCUGCAGGAUCGCUGGCAGGAACGUGGGAGCCCAAACAGUGUCCGAGUUGCUGCUCGACCUGUCAGAGUACGUCAAUGUAACGUCGCCGCCGGCAACGCCCGCCUCGGCGCAGUCACCGCGGCAACCACCCAAACCACCGCCGCCACCAGUGUGUGCCCCGUUAGAUAGAGACCAGGCAGACAGCGCAGGGGGUCGAGUCGCGGUGUCCCGCUCCUUCGCCGACUUCAACUCUACGGCGACCUUUGACAUCAAGAAAUGCGACGCGCACCGCCUGGAGGAGGGCCCCCCGCUGAGGGCGGAGCUGACCCGGGACCAGGGCCUGCAGUAUUACCGCGUCAUGCAGACGGUGAGGCGCAUGGAGCUGAAAGCUGAUCAGCUGUACAAGCAGAAGAUCAUCAGAGGCUUCUGCCACCUGUACGACGGACAGGAAGCGUGCGCGGUCGGCAUCGAGGCCGCCAUCAACCCCACGGAUCACCUGAUCACCGCCUACCGCGCCCACGGCUACACCUUCACCCGCGGCAUCUCCGUCAAGCAGAUCCUGGCCGAGCUCACGGGGCGUAGAGGGGGCGUGGCCAAAGGAAAGGGCGGCUCGAUGCACAUGUACGCGCCUCAUUUCUACGGAGGAAAUGGGAUCGUUGGAGCACAAGUGCCUCUCGGCGCCGGCAUCGCUCUGGCCUGCCAGUACCAAGGCAACAACCAGGUGUGCGUCACGCUCUACGGAGACGGGGCGGCCAAUCAGGGCCAGCUGUUUGAGUCCUUCAACAUGGCCGCCCUCUGGAAGCUGCCGUGCAUCUUCAUCUGCGAGAACAACAAGUACGGCAUGGGCACGUCGGUGGAGAGGGCUUCAGCCAGCACCGACUACUACAAGAGGGGGGACUACAUACCGGGCCUCAGGGUGGACGGGAUGGACGUCCUGUGCGUCCGAGAGGCCACCAGGUUCGCUGCAGAGCACUGCCGCUCUGGAAAGGGCCCCAUUAUAAUGGAGCUGCAGACUUACCGUUACCAUGGACACAGCAUGAGUGACCCGGGCGUCAGUUACCGCACGCGGGACGAGAUCCAGGAAGUGCGCUCUAAGAGCGACCCCAUCACCAUGCUGAAGGAGCGCAUGCUCAGCAACAACAUGGCCUCAGUGGAGGAGUUCAAGGAGAUCGACGUGGCGAUCCGUAAGGAGGUGGAGGAGGCGGCUCAGUACGCCACCUCCGACCCGGAGCCGCCGCUGGACGAGCUGUGCAACCACAUCUUCAGCAACGACUCGCCGCUGGAGGUCAGGGGCGUCGACCCGUGGGCGAAGCUCAAGUCCGUCAGCUAGAGACCUUUAACGAGAGAUGACGUUCUGCACCCCCCCCCCCCCUCCACCUGUAGACGAUUCCGCACCUUAACUGGACGUUGGCCUAAAACCUCAGUGUUAUUUAUUUAUAGUUUUAUAUAGAAAAGUAUUUAUUUGUUGUCAUGGAGCCACGGCGAGCUGCCGUCUCAAAGUACUUAAUAAAUAUAUUUAUAAUGUUUCAGGGCUGCUCAUCAUGCGCACAACAACUUUUCCAACAGUCUGUCUGGGUUUUAAAUUCCUCCUUUUAGUAGAAGGAUGUCGAGCAACUUUUAAAUGUUGUGAUUGUGCUCCAUGAAACGUCUUUUCCUUUCCAGCAGUAACUUAACACAACUUUCUACUUCACUCCAUGUCUGCACUUUUCACUUUGAUAAUAGUGUUAUCAAUAAAUCCCUUGAUGCAUACUAUCAACCCUAUAAAUACAAUGAAUGGUGUGUACCUGUAUUUAUUGAGUUGAAUAAACCACAAGAGUUUCUGAUCAUUUACACUGUUGAUCAGUGUACUUUCAGUAAUUGUAUCAUUCCGAAAUAUCUCAUUCUAAACUUUAAUUCUUGUUUGUUGAUCCGAGUG